Messenger RNA from Cooperia oncophora, 240 nucleotides. The record is from the annotation of a GenBank genome assembly. Lineage: Eukaryota; Metazoa; Nematoda; Chromadorea; Rhabditida; Trichostrongylidae.
AUGUACGACGGAAAAAGGAACUAUCUGCAACAAUUGUGUGCAAGUUGUUUGUGGGCCGAUUGGCGCUGUAAUAAUUGUGGACGAGGUGGCUGGUUCAACGGAAAAUCGAUUGUUCUUGGAACGCUCUACUAUUAUGACAUUGUUUCGGCCGGUAAAUGCUGUCCACCGACGUGUACUGUGUGCCGUAGUCCACUGCUAGUACCGGAAAACAUCAUGAUGCAGAUUGUGAAUGUGAGAUAA